Messenger RNA from Cydia amplana, 1123 nucleotides. Its product is annotated as serine/threonine-protein phosphatase 2A activator-like. The record is from RefSeq and is a predicted model, not a curated record. NCBI's taxonomy places the organism in Eukaryota, Metazoa, Arthropoda, Insecta, Lepidoptera, Tortricidae. The transcript is spliced from 3 exons. Gene Ontology annotation, biological process: mitotic spindle organization. The coding region runs from base 50 to 1039 and encodes 329 amino acids. Gene Ontology annotation, molecular function: protein tyrosine phosphatase activator activity; peptidyl-prolyl cis-trans isomerase activity. Gene Ontology annotation, cellular component: protein phosphatase type 2A complex; nucleus; cytoplasm.
AGCUUGCAGAAAAAACUUCUGUGGAACCUGUGAGGCUUGCAACUACAAGAUGAAUUCGGAGUGUGUAAUUGGUGAUGGAAAAAAAAUGGAAAGUCACAUAGUUACAUCUGUGCCCCCUAACCAUCGCUUCCGAGAGCCAGAGAAGGCUGUUAAAACUAUCACCGAUAUGGCUGUUUGGGAGAAGUCUGAGGCAUACAUGGAAUAUACAGGAUUUAUUGCGACAAUCAAUGAAUCUAUCAAAAGCAAACCUUUGUCAGUUGACUGCAAAGUGAACAACAAUGUCAAGCAACUAUUACAUGUGCUGGAAGAGAUAAAUAAAAUGAUAGACGAGUUUCCCCCUGUUGAACAGCCUCAAAGAUUUGGAAACACAGCUUUUAGGGAUUGGCUUGAUAAAGUCAAAUCCAACACCACAACACUGCUACAAAAAAUGAUGCCUGAAUCUCUCUACAGUGCCAUAGCAGAAAUCAAAGCUUACCUGGAGGAGAGCUUUGGCAACGCCACCAGGAUCGAUUAUGGAACCGGUCACGAAAUGGCUUUCAUAAUGUUUCUCUGUUGUUUAUACAAAAUAGGUUUCCUUCAAGCGGAAGAUAAUGUGGCAACAGUAUUCCUGGUAUUUAACAAGUACUUAAAUAUAGUGAGAGAAUUGCAGAAAACAUACAGAAUGGAGCCGGCAGGCAGUCAUGGUGUGUGGAGCUUAGAUGACUACCAAUUUGUGCCGUUUAUUUGGGGAAGCGCUCAGCUAAUUGAUCAGCCAAAGAUAUAUCCUCCUGUCAAGUUUCUAGAGGAUGACAUCAUUGAUAAAUAUGCUGAUGAAUACAUGUUUCUUUCAUGCAUUAAGUACAUAAAAGAAGUAAAGAAAGGUCCAUUUGCAGAGCAUUCUAACCAACUAUGGAGCAUAAGCUCUGUCGGCUCAUGGGCAAAAAUCAAUCAAGGUUUAAUUAAGAUGUACAAAAAAGAAGUACUCAGCAAGUUCCCUGUGGUGCAGCACAUCAUGUUCGGGUCCCUACUCCCCAUACGUCGGUUCCCCCUUCAUCAGUAAACAAAAAGUUUGGACUGUAAAAGUGUAAACUGCAAUAUGUGUUCCGUGUAUGUCAGUCAGUUUUAUUAUUAUUAUUUGUUCGAU